AUGUACGUGGCUAUGGAGUCAGUCGCUGAUGAAGGAAAUGGAAGGAAAGUUGCCUUUCAAUAUUGGCCAGCAAGUCAGGAUCCUUUGAAUCAACCAAUAGACGAAAGUCGUCAUUACUGUCCGAAUUGUUGUCGAAGCUACAAAAAUCGGAAACAUAUGAUUUGUCAUUAUCGAAACGAAUGCUUCAUGAUGUCUCAAGUGGAUUUUAGCUACAUUUCACCAUCGUCCAAUAUCGAAGCAAAAAUUUUUGGAAGAGAAGAAAGUAAUGUUGCUGGCUACAUAAUUGAAGCAAGAGGAAGGAAUAAUAGUGCAAAAGCCAGAGGCGAUCCUUUACAGUCUUUUAAGUGUCCAAAUUGUCCAAGUCGCUUCAGUCAAAGUCGAAAUUUAACAAGACAUUUGAAGUAUGAAUGUCAACAACCUCCAAGAUUUUCCUGUCCGCAUUGUCCAUUUCGCUCAAAACAAACUAGCAAUGUUCUCGCACAUCUAACAACAAAAUUAAUCGGCGAAGGAACACAUAAAAAAGUGGGGGUACGAAAAGUUGCAGGUUCUGGGAUGACAAUGUGGUCAGACUACCAGCAAAACCAGUAUCACACUGGUCAAAUUGCAGCAGAAAAAUAUAGCUAUCCUUCAUAUUCUUCCAACAUUAUAUACCCCAGAAACCCAGAUAUGCAUCUAGCCAAAAAUCUUGGUUCCUACAAGUGUCCAAAUUGUGGAAAAAGACACUGGGAUCAUUCAAUUCAAUUUCACGAAGUUCAGGAUCCAAAUUCAGAAUUAAGUCAAUUGUCUUCAUCACUUCGAGGUUCUUCAGGAGGUCAAUCGAGAUGGGGUGAAAGAACUGAUUACGAAUGUAGAAAUUGUGGAAAAUAUUUUCUAACCUACAAUCACCUUUAUGCUCAUAAAACCCGUUAUUGUGGAGUAACUGCGUCCAUUAUGUGCUGUUACUGUAAAUAUCGAGCAAAACGAAUGUGGGAUAUUAAAGUCCACCUUGAGGGCAAACAUGGAUUUAAUUCGAGCUAUUAUUGGAAGGAUUGCAAUAUUGUACUGAAGAAAGAAGAAGUUGACUUUCCAUCAGAUUUUGAUGACGAUGUUCUUUCAUCCCAGGGUGAUUUGAGUGCAAGGUGUAGUUCAGCAGGAAGCAAAAUGACCAACCCGGAAGAAAAAAAAUACUGGACUCCGGACGCAUCUAAAUAUAAGUGUUCAAAAUGCUCAAAGUCUUUCAGAUGGAAGCAUCACCUUAUCCAUCAUCUGAAAGUGUCUUGUGGAGGAGUCAAAUCAGAAUGUUGCCCCUUCUGUGAUUAUCGUACUGAUCGCAAAUGGAAUCUCAAAUCACACACUCACGGGAAUCGGAAAUCGGUCGAAAGAGAAACAAAGAAGUUUACGUCUGCAAAAAUUGCGGGAAGCAGUACAAUUACCAAUCCAGCCUGA
This is a messenger RNA of Belonocnema kinseyi, 1425 nucleotides long. Its product is annotated as zinc finger protein 572-like. Lineage: Eukaryota; Metazoa; Arthropoda; Insecta; Hymenoptera; Cynipidae. The record is from RefSeq and is a predicted model, not a curated record. Gene Ontology annotation, biological process: regulation of transcription by RNA polymerase II. Gene Ontology annotation, molecular function: DNA-binding transcription factor activity, RNA polymerase II-specific; RNA polymerase II transcription regulatory region sequence-specific DNA binding. The transcript is spliced from 8 exons. Gene Ontology annotation, cellular component: nucleus. Bases 1 to 1425 code for a protein of 474 amino acids.